Molecule: messenger RNA, 1714 nt
Organism: Rana temporaria (common frog)
Lineage: Eukaryota; Metazoa; Chordata; Amphibia; Anura; Ranidae
Product: serine/threonine-protein kinase SBK1-like
Exons: 5
Coding region: 302-1387 (361 amino acids)
Biological process (GO): peptidyl-serine phosphorylation; peptidyl-threonine phosphorylation
Molecular function (GO): ATP binding; protein serine/threonine kinase activity
Source: RefSeq, a predicted model, not a curated record
AGUUCAAGUGGAUUUCCACCUGCCAACUCUUCGUGGUAUUUCUCACUGUAUCAGGAAUCAACACAGGGACACUUCCAAUCCAAACUGUGCUGUGUACUUUUCUAUAACCGGCAUUGAUUACGCAGCAGCCCUGACUAGUAGUGGAAACUGAAACAGCACUGCUUGGAUGCUUCGUUCUCACUUUUUGAAGUGAAAAGAGAAAUGCUUCAGCAAUUUGGGACACAAAACUUUUAGCAGCAAAGCAUCUGAGGAAACCCCUCAUAAAAGAACUUAUAUCUGUACAUCAUUAAAAAUAUAUGUGAUGGAUGAAAAUGAGCAGAUCCUACAGCAAAUGAUGAAUAUUACAUCAAGGAGACUACAACAUAUAGAGCUGAAAGAGCGAUACCGAAUCACAAAAGAGCUGGGUAGUGGCUCUUAUGGGCAUGUGAUACAAGCUGAACAUAAACUACAAGGCAAAGUUAUGGCACUAAAGUUAAUGAAAAAGACAAAGACGAAGAAGGAUAAUUUUCUAAUGGAAUACUGUGUAUCAUUGUGCCUUUCCUCACAUCCCAAUAUCAUUCGCACAUUUUCGGUGGUUUUUGAAACAAACAAAUAUUUUUCAUUUGCCCAGGAGCUGGCACCUGCAGGAGACCUCUAUUCUAUCACUUUGGCUAAAGUUGGACUCCCUGAGACAAUCGUAAAACGAUGUGCCAUGCAGUUGGCUGAAGCUCUAGACUUUAUGCAUAGCAAAGCUCUUGUUCACAGAGAUGUAAAGCUAGACAACGUUCUUAUUUUUGAUAAAGAUUGCCACUGUAUAAAGCUCGCAGACUUUGGAUUAACACGACUUGAAGGUUUUCCGGUGUCUCCAAUGAAAGGGAUUCUCCCUUAUGCACCUCCAGAGCUUUGUAGCUUAGAAGAUAACGAAUCCCUUGAACUUGACUCCAGUCUUGAUGUAUGGUCUUUUGGUAUCCUUCUGUUUUGCAUUUCCACUGGGUACUUUCCUUGGGACACAGCAUUAAUGAAGGACAAGCAGUACGAAGAGUUUAAUAAAUGGCAGAGCUCAGGGGAUAAUAACCAAAAUAUUCCUUUUCAUUGGAGGCAAUUUACACGGCAGGCAUUACACAUGUUCCACAGACUACUUUCCAUUAACGCAAACAGAAGAAGCCCAGCUAUUGAGAUCCAAAAAUAUCUAAGUGUCCCAUGGAAAAUGAACAGUGUGAAAGAUAACAGUAACAUACAAGGCAAUUCAAAUAAUACAGAACAAUGUGUUGAUAACAUGAACCUAAUGCAAGAUACAACUAGCACUGACAUGUCAACCAAGCAUUUUUCCAUACCUUCCGAAGAAAAAGUGCUCACCCCUGCUGCAAACAUUUGUGAGGACACGGACCAGGACUUUAUGACACAGUAGCUAGCAUGCUUGUUACACACUGUAAUAUUCUUAAAUGUUUUACUUUUGUGAUUAAUGUCAUAUUAGUCACAAAAGUGUGCCUUUUUUCUAGAUAAGGGUUUACUUAUAUACAAAUAAGCCUGAUUUAUUAGUUCCAGAUUUUUUUUCUACUUACUGUUUUGUUUCCUUUUUAUAUUUUCUUUCCUGAUUAUUUAUACUGAAACAAAAAUAAAAAAAAAAAUCAGCUUUUAUUGCUACCCUUUUUACUUCCCCCCACUUAGGCCUCGUACACACGAGGGGACAUGUCCGAUGAAAACGGUCCGCAGACUGUUUUCAUCAGACAUGUCC